Molecule: messenger RNA, 1164 nt
Organism: Sphaerulina musiva SO2202
Lineage: Eukaryota; Fungi; Ascomycota; Dothideomycetes; Mycosphaerellales; Mycosphaerellaceae
Exons: 1
Coding region: 1-1164 (387 amino acids)
Cellular component (GO): intracellular membrane-bounded organelle
Molecular function (GO): phosphatidylinositol binding
Source: RefSeq, a predicted model, not a curated record
AUGGCACCGGCGCUGACCAUCACUGUCCCCUCGGCAUCGACAGCGACGCCCGCGGACGGCAAGCCGUUUACACAAUACCAUAUCUCGCUGCAGCUGCCUCUGCGCCGCCACGACACCCAGAAGCGGUACAACGACUUCGCUGCGCUACACGAUGCCUUGGUGUCCGAAGUAGGCACACCACCGCCUGUAGCCCUGCCCGCGAAGUCGUGGCUCCGGCGCACCGUCAACAAUGCGAGUCUGACCGAAGAGCGCCGCCGUGGCCUCGAGCAAUACCUGCAAGCCAUUCUCGCCGCCGAAGAUGCCAGAUGGCGCAGCAGCAGCGCCUGGCGCAGUUUCCUCAAUCUUUCUUCCUCUUCUACGACCUCCUCUGGCCGCACGAAAGGAAACACAUUGACCACAAACGCCGGUACUAUUGGACAACCCGCUGCAGACCCCAGCCAUUGGCUCGACCUCCACCGCGAACUGAAAACACAACUCCAAGCUGCUCGCUCGUUGCUCAAACGGCGGGAAAGCGCCUCUACCGCUCAAGCUCAACACACCAUCUCCGCCGAGGCCAAAGCCAGUCUCGUGCGAGCAGCAACAACUAUCGCGCAACUGGACGAUGGACUCCAAGCCAUCUCCGCCGCGAGCAAAGGCGACGAGGGUGGGUGGGGAGGAGCCAAACGGCUCGGCGACGGUGAGAUACGUCGGAGACGAGAUCUGGUAGGCUCUGCGAAGAAGGAAGUCGAAGGACUCGAGGGCGUGUUGAAGAGUAUGGCGACACAAUCGGCCAAAGCAGGUGAGGGCGCUAGCAGCAGUAGUAGUAUGAUGAUGAACACAUCUGCGGCUGCAACAUCACAACAAAAGUCGGAAUUGUGGAAGGGGACUUCGGCAGCUACGGCGAAGCCUAGUGGACGGGUAUUAGGAGGGCCGUUGAAGGAGACGGAACGAACGAGGGAACUGGAUAAUACGGGCGUGCUACAGUUGCAGAAGCAGGUGAUGCAGGAGCAAGAGGAAGAUGUCCUGAGUCUGGGCAAAACAGUCGCCAAGUUGAAGGAUAUGGGAAUCCUCAUUAAUGAGGAGCUAACGGUACAGAAUGAGAUGCUGGGCGUGAUUGAGCAGGACGUGGAGAGGGUACAGAGCAAGAUUGAUAUCGGCAGGAGACGUAUCAAGAAGAUUAGUUGA